GAAUAUGAUAAUUUCACUGUAAGCGAUUAAUUGAGUGGACAAUGCCGGAUAAAGUAAAUAGAGACAGCAAUGUGGUGGGUUUGAACUCUAAAAACAGAUUCCGCUCUAAGGAUGUCACCUCGGCUGACGAAGACUGUGACUCAUUCAACCGACUUGGUCUCUCGGAUUCUCUCGUAGCGGCACUGAAUAAAGCGGGCUUUGAGAAACCAUCGCCGAUUCAGGCUAAGGCUAUUCCAUUGGCGAGGUAUGGAGCUGAUUUGAUUGUUCAGGCUAAAGCGGGUACUGGGAAGACUUGUGUGUUUGCUGUUGCAGCGUUUGAAACCGUUGAUGCGGAAAUCAAAUCACCACAGGUAAUAGUGCUGGCACCCACACGCGAGAUUGCCAUCCAGAUCCAAGAAGUCAUCAACUCAAUCGGAAGAGACUUGAGUGAAGUGAAGUGUCGCAGCUUCAUCGGAGGACUGUCCCUCAAAGAGGACAUCAACCAGGUGAAGAGGUGUCAGAUUGUGGUGGGCACUCCGGGGAGGGUGAAGCAGUUGAUAGAAGAGAGGAAGUUGGACUUGAGUGGCUUGAAAAUGUUCGUGUUAGACGAGGCAGAUAAACUACUCGAUGACAAAUUCGAGAAAAUAGUGAACUGGAUCUGCUCAGUGUUGCCGGAACGGAAGCAGAUGAUGGCCCUCUCUGCCACGUAUCCAGAACAGCUGGCCAAGUUCCUGCAGAACUACAUGCGGGAUCCCAUGUAUGUACGCCUGGACACCGACUCAAUGGCCUUGCUAAGUGUGAAACAACUUGUGCUCUACGUAGAGAGAAAGGAAGAUUCAAAGGAGAAGGAUAAAGCAGUGGCGGUUUUUAUGGAGAAAAGCAAAGCGAUAGAUGAUUUGCUGAAAGUGGUUGCAUUCAACCAGUGUCUGGUGUUUUGUAAUCUACAUGCACAUGCUGAAGAAAUGAGUCACAUUUUGAAAAGCAAAGGCUGGGCAGUUUCAUUCAUCGCCGGAUCUCAGACUCAAAACGAGCGAAUCGAAAACAUGCGCAAAAUGAAGAGUUACGAAAUAAGAGUGUUCAUAUGUACCGAUUUGAUCUCACGAGGCAUCGACCUUGAACAUGUAGACCUUGUAAUAAACGUGGAUAUUCCGCAUGAUUGGAAAACGUACAUACAUAGGGUUGGCAGAGCAGGUAGAUUUGGGGACAAAGGGGCAGCCUUCACGCUUUGUUCGAAUAAAGAAGAGUUUCAGAAAGUGCGCUCGAUUGCAAGGCGAUGUAACUUGGACAAUAUUAUGCUUGUUGAUGAUUCGGUUAAGUUGCCUUCGACUUUAAUAGCUGAUGAGACUUCGGAAUUUGAAGCUCAAUUGACGACGAAGUUUAAAAGAUUCACCUUCGAUAUCGAAGAUCAAAAUGAUAUAUCUGAUGAAAAUACAGAAAACUUGGCAAAAACCAAACAAAGAAGCGGAAUUUCGAAUCAAAAUGAUUCACAUAUAACGAAAAAAAGUACACCCGAAGCUGAGGUGAACGAGCAGAAUUUGACAAUUCCAAAAGAUCUUUUCACAGAAAUGGAUGACCUUGUUCGAAUGUACAACUCAAUGUUUACCAGUUCAGUCAAAAAAGUCAAAUUGAACGUUGAUGAAUUCACUUUUGAUAGCUUCUCUGAACAUUUUUCUCACUUCAAUGAAACUGGAGAGUUUAAAGAUCGGCCAGAGUGGCAAUUAGUUGAAAAAGUCCCGGUUAAAAAACUACAAAUGAAAAAUUUCUUUAAGCCUCCAUCAGAAAAAGUCGACUCUAAAAAUGCAAUUAGUCAAACUGACAUUGAGAAAACACGAGAAGUGUCCGAUGUCAAAAUCCAAACCGAAGAGACGGCAAAUUUUCAGGGUUCUAAUGGAAAUUUUGUGCCAGCUAGUUCGAAUUUCAGUCCUGUCGUUGGAAAAGAUGAUCAAGUUUUGAACCAGCAGGCGACUAUGUACCAUUACACGUAUUUGAGAAGUGCACAGCAUAAAUACAUGACCAAUAUGAUGAAUUUAUAUUUCGGAAAAUGAAUUUAUGGCGGCAAUUUGAUCCAAUGAUAUAAUCUGAAUUAUGAUUUUGUUUCUGUUUUUUUUUUCGCA
This is a messenger RNA of Symsagittifera roscoffensis, 2093 nucleotides long. RefSeq names its product probable ATP-dependent RNA helicase DDX20. Bases 42 to 2024 code for a protein of 660 amino acids. The transcript is spliced from 5 exons. NCBI's taxonomy places the organism in Eukaryota, Metazoa, Xenacoelomorpha, Acoela, Convolutidae. The record is from RefSeq and is a predicted model, not a curated record. Gene Ontology annotation, molecular function: RNA helicase activity; ATP binding; nucleic acid binding.